AUGUGGAAGGCUGGAGCGAUGGUCGCGCAUCGCUCGCUCUUGCCUCGCACACAUAUAAAGGCAAAGGACACACAGCUGCUAUACCGACGUCUGAAGCCAAUGCGGGAUUCUCCCUUAUGGCUUUCGCGACCUAUCUCGUCGUCGACAUCCUCUUCUGUUUCAAGUAUUAAACAUGCCAAGUUAGCAGCGGCAGCACUAGCUACAACGUUCGUUGGGUAUUUAUUCGUGACGACAGGUCGUCAGAGCAAUCAGGAGAAACAGCAGCGUGAAUUAGAGAUCAAACGUGAACGCCAGCUGAGUGCUCGCCUUGCGGCCGAGCUCGUGGCUGCCGAAGCGAAUCAGCAUAAAUUAGACUGGAAGGCUACGCUUGAGCGUGUGGUUCCGGCGAUUGUGAGCUUAAAGCUCAACUCGCCUAAGUUUUUUGACACAGAGUCGCCAGGUAAUGGGUCCGCCACAGGCUUCGUGGUGGAUGCAGAGAAAGGAAUCAUCUUGACAAAUCGCCACGUUGUUGGACCAGGUCCCAUUGAUGCCGAGGCCGUCUUCCAAAAUAAUGAGGAAGUUCGCGUGGUUCCGAUAUAUCGCGAUCCGGUUCAUGAUUUUGGAUUUUUUAAAUUUAAUCCGGCGGACGUCAAGCAUAUGACGGUGCCCUCGCUGCAUUUGAAGCCGGCUAAAGCUACCGUUGGGACAGAUAUUCGAGUUGUCGGUAAUGAUGCUGCUGAAAAGCUAGCCAUUGCAAGUGGGACCUUGGCCCGAUUGGAUCGUGAUGCUCCUAAUUAUGGAUACAAUAGCUACAACGACUUCAAUACGUUCUACUUCCAGGCUUCGUCAGGAACCACCGGCGGUUCUUCUGGCUCACCAGUACUCAACCAUGAUGGCGACGCAAUCGCUCUUAAUGCUGGUGGAAAAAUUGGCACCUCCGCAUCAUUUUAUCUACCACUUGAUCGAGUCAAGCGCGCUUUUGACUUGAUUCGAGAAGGAAAGGAGGUACCUCGUGGGACCAUCCAAACAGUUUUUAACUACAAACCUUUCGACGAAGUGCGCCGACUAGGUGUCGAUCCCGCUACAGAAGGGCUCGUUCGCACCUCAUUUCCUCUAGAAACGGGUAUGUUGACAGUUGCCGAAACGAUUCCAGGAGGGCCCUCGAGCAACAAACUGCAGCCGGGAGAUGUACUGGUGCGCGUGAAUGGUGAACUAAUCACGCGAUUUGUGCCAUUGGAAGCCGUUCUAGAUGAUAACGUUGGCACAGAGAUUCAGCUGGAAAUCGAGCGUUCUGGAGAACCUAUUGUACACAAGGUUCAGGUACAAGAUUUGCAUUCGGUUACUCCUUCGCGCUUUAUCGAGAUCGGCGGAGCUGUCAUCAAUCCGCUCUCGUAUCAGCAAGCAAGGAACCAUGCAAUGAGCCCAGGAGCCCCGUACGUCGCCGACCCGGGCUACUUUCUUCAACGCUCGCGAAUUGGACGCGGAGCUAUUAUUCACUCUGUUAAUGGAACCAAAACGCCUGAUCUUGAUACUUUAAAAAAUUAUAUGAAGCAGUGCAGGGACCGUGAUCGCAUUGUAGUUAAAUUUUCAAAGCUCACGGAUAAGUCAGAAAAGGUCGAGGUUGUGCAUGUGGACCGCAGGUGGUUCCCGUUCUGUGAGUACGUGCGCGACGACAAACUUGGAACAUGGCAUUGCCAAAAUUUUGCUCUGCCUAGUAGCUCGUUUGAUGCCGAAAAGAAUGAGACUGAAAGUCAAGAUGAGCCGAUUGGUUCAACGACUACUUUGCCAGGCAAGAAUCCAGUAGAAAACAAGCUUGCACGAUCCCUCGUUACGGUGGAUUUUGACAGACCGUUUAGUGUUAAUAGUUUGUCAACGUCUAAUUACCGAGGCACAGGACUUGUGAUUGAUGCUAAGAAGGGUCUUGUUGUCGUUGAUCGUAAUACAGUGACCGAUUCGAUGGGAGAUGCCAUGGUCACUUUUGCUAGUACCAUCAUGAUUCCAGCCCACGUAGUAUUUGUGCAUCCGGUGCAUAAUUUUGCUAUUGUGCAGUAUGACCCAAAACUUAUUGGAUCGACACCUAUUGAAAGCUGUCAAGUGGCAUCGAAGCCGCUAGUGCCAUCAGAUCCCGUUUGGCUUGUUGGGCUCAUGAGCAGCGUAGGCCGCAGUGGCCAUUCUGACUUAGUAUCCCGCGAAACCAUCGUCUCUGGUGUAAAGUGGAUCGGAUUGCCCAUGCCUAAUCCACCACGAUACCAGGAGCAUAACCUAGAAAUGGUGUCUCUUCAGGACGUUGUUGGCACUGAAGGCGGUGUUAUUUGCAGCGAAAAAGGAGAAGUGAGCGCGUUCUGGGCCUCUUUUUCAUUUCAGCAGCAGCGGCGAAACUCUAAGGUGGAGAGUCAAUUCAACCGUGGCAUUCCAAUAGAUUUGGUAAUGGAAAGUGCUGCUCCGCUAAUGCGUGGAGUGACUCCGAAAAUUUAUGACCUGGGCGUUGAUUUCGAGCACCUAAGUUUGGCAAAGGCCCGAGAGCUUGGUCUUGGCCAGGCUUUAGCCGAAAUUUUAGAAAAAGACGCGCCGGAUCGCCGAACCAUUUUGACCGUUGCCCGCCGCUGGGGUGGCACAGAGGCUCACGAUCUUCUAAGAAAUGGUGAUAUUCUGGUUGCUGUGGAUGGCAAGAUUGUGACGAGCUUCCGGGAAGUAGAGCGCUGUACGCAGAAGCCAGAGGUACAACUCACUAUCGUACGUGAUGGACGUGAAAUGCAAUUGGACGUGAAAACAUUGUUUAUGGAGCGUACGGAAAUCAAUCGUAUUGUAUUCUGGCAGGGUUUGCUGUUACAGGCACCGCCAUUAUCUGUGUCCGCGCAGCGUAGUAUUUCGUUAGAUGAUGGAAUAUACGUCUCGUGUCGGUACUCUGGCUCCCCGGCUGCUCGUUACGGACCACCUCCCACAAGUCGAAUUAAAGAAAUUGAUGGCAUUAAAAUCACAAGUAUCGACGAUUUCCUGCGCAUCGUUACUGCUAAGUCGGCCAGCGACUCAGUACGCAUUAAAUACACGGAUUUGAGCGGCAAGGACCAUCUGAGCACUCUUAAACUUGAACCGAAGUAUUGGCCAACGAGUGAACUGGUCCAUGAGGGUGGAGAGUGGCACAGACUUCAGCAUUAG
Messenger RNA from Plasmopara halstedii, 3135 nucleotides. Its product is annotated as pro-apoptotic serine protease nma111-like protein. Gene Ontology annotation, biological process: proteolysis. NCBI's taxonomy places the organism in Eukaryota, Oomycota, Peronosporomycetes, Peronosporales, Peronosporaceae. The transcript is spliced from 6 exons. Gene Ontology annotation, molecular function: serine-type endopeptidase activity; protein binding. The coding region runs from base 1 to 3135 and encodes 1044 amino acids. The record is from RefSeq and is a predicted model, not a curated record.